UUUGCAGUCUGACGGUAUGAGCACACGUAGUAGGUAGCGCUGUAGUCGUGGCAGGGCGAGAGUAGUGGAUCGCAAGUUAUCGAGGAAAGUUUUGACUAAGUAUAUUUAAUCUAGUGCGCAUUUGUGCCGUGUAAUUUGAUUGUUUUGUAGCUGGAUUAACAUGACAGCUAUAUUUGUGUAGAGUAAGAAACGUGUUAAUGUUACUUUGAAGCAAGUUUAUUACAAGUACUUGUGCUAUUGAAUAUUAUUUCGCAACUUGCCGUGUGAUGUUAGUCACUUGUUUGACCUUGGCGUAAGGUACCGACUUGUGCACUGCGAGGAAAGGUGUGUUUCGUGUGUAGAUUUUUCAGUACUAUUACCUAAAUGACUCCAUUAUUGCUAACAUCUUACUAAAAAGUAUUUAAAUCGAUAUUAUAUGUAAGACUGUUGCAAUGGAAGUGCAGUGAUUUGUUGUAAGACAUAGUUUACCGUGUUUCAGCAACGGUGUUCAUUAUGGGAGGUGUUUUUGAUGGACGUAUUUGCAGAUUUUUUGUCUGGACAGCAUUUCUCACUUUCCUGCUUGUAAGUGCUGAUGACAUCCAACAGCAAGAUGGGUAUCAUCAUACGAGACGACCUCACACUGGCGCGAGAUUGCGACAUCUGAGACAUCUCGUAGAUAAAUCUGGAAGCUAUGGAACUUUCGGGGGGUAUGAAGUGGACGCAUCUGAGCCACAUCCGAGGACGACUAUACUUACGAACACAGAGAAACGGUUGACUGUGCAGGACAAUCACAAGCCCGUGUUUACCAAUUGCUCUCAGUAUGCCCCGACGGUGAAGGAGGAAGAGCCAUCGGGCACGUAUGUGUUCACCGUUAAGGCUGUCGAUAAGGACCCACCAGAAGCUGGAGGUAGCAUCACCUACACAUUUGUGUCGGCCCCCGGAGAAAGACUGAAGUUUUCUAUUGAUCAGGAAACAGGAGUAAUCAAGACUAGACACAUGUUUGAUCGUGAUGAACCAAGUCGUGAGAAGGAAGUCUACCUCACAGUACGCGCCACAGAUAACGGACGUCCUCAGCUAGAUGACGCGUGUACAAUAAAAGUUAUCAUCGAAGAUAUUAAUGAUAACUCGCCCGUGUUUGACAAAGUGAUCUACCGGGAGUCCGUACCGCAGGAUCUGCAGCUCGACAGAGAGGUGAUGCGUAUCUCGGCAACAGACAUCGAUGACGGAAACAACAGCAUCGUCUUAUAUAAGCUCGAACCAAAACAAGAGACAGACCAAGGAUUCCUUCGUAUCGACUCGAACACCGGCGUGAUCUUUCUCAAUCAGACGAUAACCCGAAUGCCUGGUUACGUAUUUCGGAUGCGCGCUACGGCAACAGAUCAGGGCGCCGAACACAAUGUAGGGGACAUCGAUCUGGAGAUUUUGGUUGUCGACUCACAAAAGAAAGCUCCCAGUUUUACGCAGGGCGGCGGAAUGACCGUGCAGCUGAAGGAGAAUUAUAAUGACUUCUCAGUGCCAAUUGCUACGCUCACUGCCGAGUCCAACAUCCCAGAUGAGAGUGACCUGCAGUUUGAGUUGGUGCCCGGAAGGACAGAGCAGACAAACUUGCAGAAAACAUUUAUUUUGGAAACAUCAGGUCCCAAGGCAAUGGUGAAGUUGGGUCGGCUGCUCGACUACGAGAGCAUAUCCGAAUACACGCUCACAAUUCGUGUGCAGAAUAAAUAUAGUCUUGCGGCUACGACCACAAUCUACAUUCAGGUUGAAGACGUCAACGAUAACAUUCCCGCGUUUACGGAGGUCGUCAGGGGCAGCGUCUUGGAAAACGAGCCGCCGGGAACACCGGUGAUGCAAAUUCGAGCCAUCGAUGCCGACGGCACCGAAGCAAACAAUCAGGUAACAUACGCACUGGCAGACCACACUGAUCUGUUCCAUAUUGAUCCCAAGACUGGAAACAUUACAACUUUGAAAACUUUCGACCGCGAAGAAAAGGAUUUUUAUAAUGUGAAAUUGUAUGCGACCGACAAUUCUCCGUCGUCUUUGUAUACGGACGGAAGCCACAAUACCGGUCAACAGGUGUUUCGUAUCGAAAUAGCCGACAAGAAUGAUAACCCGCCGCGCUUCACGCAGGAAGUGUACGUUGCGGAGGCAAUUCCAGAAGAUGCCAACAUAAAUUAUAUCGUCACAGAAGUAAAAGCUCAGGAUAAUGAUACAGCUUCUACUGUGAGGUACAGUAUUGUGGGCGGGAAUACGUAUGAUGCCUUCCUCAUUGAAGAUUUGACUGGCAAAAUUCGUGUCAACUCUAAGCUGGAUUAUGAAAACAUAACUAGCUACACGCUUCUCGUGAAGGCCGAUGAUGGUAUUGUGCACGACAUGGCGAAAGUAGAGAUCAAAAUUGAGAAUGUGAAUGACAACCCGCCAGUGUUCCUCCCGUACAACAAGAAUAUCACCAUUCAGGAGGAAGAAAUAGUUCCUGGCUGCAUUGUCACGUUGCAAGCUUAUGAUCCUGACAUUCAGGUCCGGACUGCCGAGCAGCACAUUGAAUAUUUUGUGGUAAAAGAGGACCAGCAGAUGCUGCUGCACAUAGCAAAAAAUGGCUGUCUCUCACAAAUUAAGCCCCUGGAUCGAGAUCUGCCAAACGGCUUCUCCAAGUGGCAGGUCCUCAUCGCCGCUAACGAUGAAGAUGGUGGUCCAACAUCGCUGCGGAAUAAUACUGAAGUGAUCAUCACGCUCACGGAUAUUAAUGACAAUGCGCCGUUCCUGGAUAUGGUCCAGCCAGUAAAAUGGGAUGAAAACCAGAUGCCCGGGAUAAUAACGCAACUGAACGCCAGAGACUACGACAGUGAACAGAAUGGUCCACCUUUCAUCUUCACAAUUGCUGAUUCGGCUCCGCCUGAUAUCAUUGAAAAAUUUGCAAUUUCAGGAGAUCAUGACCUUGAAGCGCGGGUGACAUUUGACAGAGAGCAUCAGAAGAAGUACAUGAUCCCAAUUGCAAUAUCAGAUAGUGGCUCUCCAACGAUGACUGGUACAAGUACCCUGAUCGUUGAGAUCGGAGAUGUGAACGAUAAUGCAAUGAAAGAGGGCCACAGCUCCAUUUUCAUGUACAAUUACAAAGGAGAAGCGCCCAACACUGAAAUAGGACGGGUUUAUGUCGAGGACCCCGACGAUUGGGAUCUCGGAGAUAAACAUUUCAUGUGGAAGGAUGGAAUACAGCAUCAAAACUUUGACUUGGAUCGUAACACCGGCAUGAUCACGAUGCUUCAAGGCACAUCCAACAAUUCUUUCUUAUUGAAGUUCACCGUGACCGAGGAGGCGCCGUUGAUUCCACGGCAUUCUGUUGACGCAACCGUUAACGUGACCGUGAAGGAAAUCCCCGAAGAGGCGGUGGACAAGUCGGGUUCCGUGCGAAUGGUUGGGGUAACAGCUGAAGAGUUUAUUAAGCCGCAGACUUCCGGCGGUCCAAGCAAACACGAGCUCUUCCACUCUCGUCUGGCUCGUAUACUGAAUGUCAGUCUGGAGAAUGUGGACGUCUUCACUGUGUUACAUUCUCCACACAAUUCCAAUGCGUCGCUUCUUGACGUGAGAUUCUCUGUUCACGGCUCACCGUACAGACGCCCAGAGAAACUAAAUGCGGCGGUCGGUCUCAAUAAGGCUUUGAUUGAGCAAGAACUGGGCGUGACGCUGUUAAUGAUCAACAUUGACGAGUGUCUGAUAGAAAAGGCGUCGUGCGAAACGUCUUGCACGAACUUCCUUACCAAGAGCAAUGUGCCGUCUGCCGUGUACACCAACACCACUUCUUUCGUGGGUGUCCGUGCUGUUGUGGAUCCGAUGUGCACGUGUAGUGUGCCCGAACCGCUGGUGUGCCUGAAUGGUGGUACUCCAAUUGGAACAAUGUGUGAAUGCAUGGAAGGAUAUGAAGGUCCGCAUUGUGAGAUCAUUGGCGUCGGUUUUUACGGCAGUGGGUGGGCGUUGUACCCGACAAUUGCCGCGUGCGACGAGGCUCGUUUGACUCUCGAACUGGCCCCGCACAGGGAAGACGGACUGGUGUUCUAUGUCGGCCCAAUGGUUCCUAAUCCAUCGCUGGAUGUACGAGACUUCAUGUCGUUGGAGAUAGAGAGAGGUUACGCACGACUCUUGGUGGAUUAUGGAACUGGCACAGUCAUGGUUGAGCAGCGGCAGAUCAGAUUGACUGAUGGAAAAUCACACAGAGUCGACAUAUUAUGGAGCAAGACGAGUAUCGAGCUAAAGGUCGACAAUUGUCAGAUGAGUUCUUGCCUCUCGCUUACAACACCUCAGGGACCCAAUGAAUUCCUCAAUGUUAACGGACCUUUACAACUGGGUGGAACUAUUGUGAAUUUGAACGAUGUCGCUAACGGCAUGAACUGGACGCACAGGCCCACGAGUCUGAACUUUGCUGGCUGUAUACGUAACCUCACAGUAAAUGACAAGACGUACAACUUGGGGGAACCAAGUGACAGCAAGGACGUGGAUCCGGGCUGCAGCAGAGGUGUGGCACGAGCCGUGUCGUUCGGUAUCAACACGAAUUUCCUUGUGGCCAUUUUAGUCUGCAUUGCCAUCUUGUUAAUCUUGUUAUUGGCCGUGGUUGUCCACCGUCGUAAGACAGAUGACCUUUACAAAGACACAGAUGACAUCCGCGAGAACAUCAUAAACUAUGAGGACGAAGGUGGCGGCGAGGGAGACAUGACAGGUUAUGACCUUAACGUGUUGCGUCUCCUGUAUGACGACGGCGGUCAGCCAAUGCUGGGGAAGGAGCCAUUGAAGGCGCCACUUGUAGGACGAGGAGCGCCAGAUGAAGUACCUGAUAUCUGCGGAUUCCUUGACGGCAAGAAAAAAGUGUGCGACAAUGAUCCAGAAACAAAUCCAUUUGAUGAUGUCCGCCAUUACGCGUAUGAAGGUGAUGGAAAUACUACAGGUUCACUGUCCUCAUUGGCGUCUGGUACUGAUGAAGGUGAUUUGAACUUCGACUACCUUUCAAAUUUUGGGCCACGAUUCCGCAAGUUAGCAGAUAUGUAUGGCGAAGAUCCGAGCGAUGAAGACGACGAGAAUUUUAACACACCGGCCUCAGAAUCGUGGUGCUGAGCCUUCACCAGUCUGGCCAACCAACACCACAAAUACAGUAACAAUUGACCUGGGAUUUAUCCUAUGAGAAUAGACGUGUUGGAAUUCAGGACAAGCCAUUGUGUUUCUUAAUAUUUGUGCUAAAGGACGCUGAAGUAAUUCCACUUCACAUUAACAGGUACACAUUGGUUAAAAAAAAUGGCUAUCCAGGUGUUCAGUAUAGAAGCAACUCCUCUAAUUGUGUUACAUAACAUUGUCAUAUAUCUUAUGCUCUUUGGCAAGUUAUGAUCGAGCGUUGGGACAGAUUGCUAUAAUGCACUUACCGUGGGACUGUGAGUGUAGUUCUUUUAUUUUAAUCAUGUACGUCCUGCGACCGAUUCACGCGCGUGUAGAGUGCCAAAUAAUUUUCGCACGCAGCAAUCCAGCACCGUGCCACCAUCGCAGCCAGCCACCUUAAGAGAAGUGAACAGAAAAAUUCUCGCACGAGGAUAUUUUUACGCAGUGUACGUGAAGUCCGUCGCGUCAGAUAGGCCAAAUGUGUUUAAACAUGAGACUAAUUUUCUUCAGCGCUUGUACCGAAGUGCUAGGAAUGAUUUUUGUAUCGAAAUAAAAUCUUGGCUCAAAUGUAAGGAGUCCAGGUUUCAAAAUGUCGGACAUUCCAAUAGCAGAAACAUCUUUUUUAUAAAGUAAAAAGUACUUAAGAUAGUAUUUAGUGUUAGAGUCGUCAAGAAACAAGCCUUUUGAAUUAAAGUGAAAGAAUGUUCUUUAGCGUACCAAAGAGAUGUAAUGUCGCGUAGUAUUCGAAGGAAUACGGACGUAGCGAAUGAAUGAGAGCAAAGUGGUCUCAAUAUUUGCCAGCUGCUGUACUUGUCCUGCCAUUUGAACGAGUCGUGCUUAUUUAAACAUGUGCGUCGUUUCAAAUCGCCGAUGAAAAUCAGCUCGGCUAUCGUCUUUUUUCCUGCAUAGGAUGGGAUGCGAGUAUAAGUGAAGUCUAUCAUUUCGUUUUGAUCCUUGGUAAUGCGUAGUUCCUUCGGCCGUGAUGUAAAGGAUCAUGAAGUUUUGUUCUCGUUUAAUUGGCGAUCCAUCGUGUAGAUGCGUCUCGCAGAUACCAGAACAUUUUCAUUUGUAUAUUGAAAUCAUAAACGUAAGCAGACUUAUAUGAAGUGAUCAUUUUAGAAUCUAAUUGAAUUAAGUGAAUCAAUAAAAUCAAGAAUUUCUUUCGUGAAGAUGAGGAAAUAAUGCCGUGUGCCUUUCCACUAGUUACGAAGCAGGCUAGUCAGGCAAAAUGGAGAACAUAAUUUUUUUUUUUCAAGUGAUUUGUUUCCAGAAUAUUUGUACAUGUCUACGGAUUUGAAAAGAAUGAACGAGGUCUUUUUCUUGUAUGUUUGCGUGUGUGUGUGUGUAAAAUUGGUGCUGUGAAUUUAUUGAUUUUAAAAUCUGUUUUAUCGUGUGGAGUAACUCGGCAUCUCUUGUGGAAUACUGUGACAUUUGUUUUGUGGCGAUAAUUGAAGGAAGGGGUUAAAAACAUGAAGUUCCGAUCACUGAAAAAUGGAACUUUUUUUUUUUUUUGUACGCACAUCGAUUUUGAGUGCAUCGGUCGGUCAGAGCGGAGCGAGCGGUUACCUUGUUUGUGCCUGCUUUGGCGAUGGAUACAGUCAAGUUGAAUAAGCCCAUAAAAAGUGAUGCGGCACCUUAAUUACUGAUGCGCGUGUUAACAAGCCACUUCUUCUUCGAACGUAAUUAAUCAAGAAGUUAUUUUCAGUUGCUUGCAGAUGUACGUACUUAAAAAUAAUGGCAGCAAACUAAUUUAUUGUGAUUACUUUUAGUUUCAUCUGUACUUUUAUAGAAAAUAACAAUUAAU
This is a messenger RNA of Zootermopsis nevadensis, 6916 nucleotides long. Lineage: Eukaryota; Metazoa; Arthropoda; Insecta; Blattodea; Termopsidae. The record is from RefSeq and is a predicted model, not a curated record.